AACAUGUUAGUCCUGCUGUUUGGGAUCCUGUUCACAAUGAGCAAAGCAGACAGCGGUGAUUUCAAAGAGUCGCUCCCUAAACCUCAACUAAGAGUGAGCCCAGAUGUGAUUACUGAGGGGACUAAUGUAACUCUAACCUGUCAUUCUGAUUUACUACACAAGGAUACAACCCUGGAAUUUGGUUUAUACUGGAAUGGAUUUAUAUCAUACAUAUUCAGUAAAGACAACACAUGGCACAUUUAUUCAUUUAAGAAAGAAUUUUGUGGAAAUUACACAUGUGGAGUAAACUCUUCAACUAGUCCUAAAGAUAUAAUAAUGAGUGAUGUUGUCAAUAUUCAGAUAAAUGAUUGGAGCUCCACGCCAGCUGUAAGAGUGAGUCCAAAUGUGACCCCUGAAGGUUCUGGUAUGUCCAAAACUUAUAAUACUCCAACAUCACCAGGAGUCACUUCAGAAGACUCUCAUGUGAUCUUUAUGCGCAGGACUGGACAAACGAAACCUCCUUCUGACCAAUCAAAUGCAGACGUUCCCCUGGCUAUUGCAGUAAAUGAAAACCCAGCUUCUUCUGAGCAGCAGCCUCCCCCAGGAGCUCCCCCUGCUGAACAAGACGUGUGCUACACCUACAUUGAUAUCAAUCAUCUGCAGAAAACUUCAUCAGCUCCACCACUGUCUCCAAUCGAUAAUGAUGUUACUUACUCUCUGGUGAUGCCCAAGAAACACAAAUGAUCAGAAUCCAACAAGAACCUUCCAGAACUUCCCCGACAGCUUUCCCUGCCUGGAUGUAGGAUACGGAACUGAUCAGUAUUAUAACUGGUCCCUAUAGAUGUAUCUCUUCUGUAUUCUGAUGGCAGAGAAUUUGUGAUUCACAUGGAGAAGCCGGAUACACAUAGGGACUUGAAUUGAAUGUGUGUGUGUGUGUGUCUUCUUUUUAUUAACUCACCUGCACUGGAAUCAGGGAUUAUACGGAUACUUACAGUCCAUUAUGUUCCACUCAUUAACAUUCCCCAUUCAUGUUUCUUAUAUUUUAUAUUUGCCCCUUUGUAUAGUUAUUACUAUUUGUUAUUCUGUUUAUAGUACAACAUGUUUCUAUUCUGUGGAAAAUAUGUUUUUGCUUUAUAAUUCAUUGAAAAGUGAUAUUGUUGUUACUGUAAAUGAUAAGGAUAUUAGAAGUGAACUCUGAGUAUCACUCAUGUAUUAUAAUGGAUAAUGUACCCCCUACUGUAAAUGAUAAGGAUAUUAGAAGUCACUGAGGGGUUGUUCUGUGACCAUAUAAAGGCACAAGGCUGCAGGCUGAGUUAUACAGGGAACUCUGAGUAUCACUCAUGUAUUAUAAGGGAUAAUGUACCCCCUACUGUAAAUGAUAAGGAUAUUAGAAGUCACUGAGGGGUUCUGUGACCAUAUAAAGACACAAGGCUGCAGGCUGAGUUAUACAGGGAACUCUGAGUAUCACUCAUGUAUUAUAAGGGAUAAUGUACCCCCCUACUGUAAAUGAUAAGGAUAUUAGAAGUCACUGAGGGGUUAUGUGACCAUAUAAAGGCACAAGGCUGCAGGCUGAGUUAUACAGGGAACUCUGAGUAUUAGGGACCACCAUGUGGGGUUUUACCUUGACGUGGUAUGGUGGCUUAUCAACAUUAUGAUCAUAACUUUGUAACAAAAAAACCCUGUUUCAAAAUUACAUGCAUUUGCAUAUUUACUUGAAUUAUUUAGACAGGGCUUUAAACUUUUUGAAACUCUGAGUAUCACUCAUGUAUUAUAAGGGAUAAUGUACCCCCUACUGUAAAUUAUAAGGAUAUUAUUGACAAAGCCCACGCUACUUUGCUAAAUCAAUUCAGUAACUAAUACAAAAGAUUUUUAUUUUAUUUUCUCUUUCCUUUUUGUUUUGUUAAAUUAUUUUAUUUUCUAAGCUAUUAUUAAUGGUGCCGCAUGUAGAGUCUUGUGUAGCUUCUUAAUAGUCAUAUGUGAACGCUUUUGUCAUUUCACAAAACUCAAUAAAAAUAUUUAAGCAUA
This is a messenger RNA of Xenopus laevis (African clawed frog), 2004 nucleotides long. RefSeq names its product FL3. The record is from RefSeq and is marked provisional. Lineage: Eukaryota; Metazoa; Chordata; Amphibia; Anura; Pipidae.